UUCAAAUAAAAAUCUCGUUCGGUAGACGCUCUUGUUAGGCACAAGGAUAUAACGCCAGCAACAUGAAGUUGAUGCGUACAGCGACAACGCUGGCCCUGGUGCUGCUGCUAGCCACCAGCUAUGCACAGGCUGAGGAGGAGAAGAGCGCCGCCGCCGAACAGAAGGCUGCUGAACCGGAGACCAAGAAGGCCGAGGAAGCUGUUAGUGAUGAUACCACCAAAUCGAAGCGUGGCCUGCACCACUAUGAGGAUUACCAUCAUCAUCAUGUGCCACAUUUCCCAGUGCACGAGGAGAAGACACUGACCAUCAUCAAGAAGGUGCCAGUGCCCGUGCCCAUUGAGAAGAUUGUGCACGUGCCUGUCGAGAAACACAUUCAUGUGCCCGUGAAAGUCAAAGUGCCCAAGCCCUAUCCCGUUGUCAAGCAUAUACCCUAUGAGGUUAAGGAGAUCGUUAAGGUGCCCUAUGAAGUGCCACAGCCAUAUCCAGUUGAGAAGAAGAUUCCAGUGGCCGUUCAUGUGCCCUACGAUCGUCCAGUGCCUGUCAAGGUUCAUGUGCCCGCACCUUACCCCGUUGAGAAGAAAGUUCAUGUGCCCGUCAAGGUCCAUGUGCCCGCACCUUAUCCAGUUGAGAAGAUUGUCCACUACAAGGUAGAGAAGCAUGUGCAUGUUGACAAGCCCUACCCCGUGGAGAAGGUUGUCCACUAUCCCGUCAAGGUGCCCGUUGACAAGCCCGUGCCCCACUAUGUGGACAAGCCAGUGCCCCACUAUGUCGACAAGCCAGUGCCAGUGCCAGUGAUCAAGAAGGUGCCCGUACCCGUGCAUGUGCCCUAUGAUCGUCCCGUGCCCGUUCAUGUUGAGAAACCAGUGCCCUAUGAGGUUAAAGUACAUGUGCCAGCUCCUUAUCCAGUGAUCAAGGAAGUGCCAGUUAAAAUUGAGAAACACGUUCCGUACCCCGUGAAAAUCCCCGUUGAGAAGCCCGUCCAUGUCCACAUUGAGAAACAUGUGCCCGAAUACCAUGAGAAGCAUGUGACCUACAAGGAGCCCGAAUUCCACCACAAGCACAUCGAGGAGGAGCAUCACCAUCAUCAUGAGCCCAUCCAUCAUCACCACUCAUUCCACUCACACUCGACCCCCAUUGAGGAGCAUCACGAACAUGAGCAUGAGGUGGAGCAUGACUUUAACUAUCAUGACUAUCAUUCAUAUCAUGGUUACUAAAUUGGUGAAAUGAAUUUCUUUCUCUCUCACUUCUCUUUGCAGCAUUGAAAAGCGUAAGCGUAUAACGGUAACGGUAAUGAAAUGGAUAAAUAGCUAAACAAAAUUCUCACAAAAUAUCAAAACUUAAACAGAAUCCUAAACCAAUUUAACCAAUUUACCAUAUCAUACCAUAUCAAACCAUAUGCCUAUCAAUUCCAAUACCACAUUGCUAUAUAGAACGUGAUACCGAUAGAGAUUCAGCAUAUCAAUUAUAGAACAGACUUUAGUGACGACCAUUUUAGUAUAACAAAUCGAACUCUCUGCUAGCUUAAGCCAUAAAACCAAUCAAAAGAACAAAAAAAAACGUUGACGAAAAAAGAAAAACGAUUAACGCAACCGCGUGAAAAAAUGUUAUGAGAAAUUUUAGACCAACAACUUAGACGAUUAAGACUUAAAAGAUUUAACACAUUUGGGCAGCAUUGUCCCAACACUAAAAGCGAAAACUUGAACUCAACCCACACUUAACAACAACAAUUACCACACUAAACAUAAAUGACACCUAAGCCUUAGGAUCGCCAUGGAUGUGUUGGUGUUGGCCUUGACAACUGGGUUACCAUUGUUCGAUGUGGUUUGCUGCUGCUGUAUUGUCCUCCAGCUGCGGCUACUCCUCCUUCUGCUCUGGUCCACCGACUUGUGCACCCGGUUCAGUUACAGUUCGGUUCAGUUUUUUCAACAGUUACGAGAUGAUCACAGAUCAUCAGAUCUCCACGCAGAUCUGCCUAGCGUUGUAAGCGUGUGAUAAGACUUCAGUUAGUGUCUAAGUGCCUCUUAAGUUAAGUAUCUAAUGUAUAAUGUGCUGUCGCCUAUUUAAGUCAGUUUGUAAACGAACGUAUUGUAUUAUUUGUAAUAUCUUGCUAUCUAGUUUGUAACUCAUAAAUAUCUUUAGAUGUUUUGCUUAUUGUAUAAAAAGCAAUUGAAACGGAUUUAUAAAAAGUACUUAAUUUACCAAAUAUUUUUUGUGUCUCUGUAUA
This is a messenger RNA of Drosophila busckii, 2224 nucleotides long. RefSeq names its product skin secretory protein xP2 (gene Vajk1). The coding region runs from base 63 to 1214 and encodes 383 amino acids. Lineage: Eukaryota; Metazoa; Arthropoda; Insecta; Diptera; Drosophilidae. The record is from RefSeq and is a predicted model, not a curated record. The transcript is spliced from 3 exons.